Molecule: messenger RNA, 3201 nt
Organism: Sphaerodactylus townsendi
Lineage: Eukaryota; Metazoa; Chordata; Lepidosauria; Squamata; Sphaerodactylidae
Gene: CFAP206
Product: cilia and flagella associated protein 206
Exons: 13
Coding region: 145-2010 (621 amino acids)
Biological process (GO): regulation of flagellated sperm motility; regulation of cilium beat frequency; sperm axoneme assembly
Cellular component (GO): ciliary basal body; axoneme
Source: RefSeq, a predicted model, not a curated record
GUAACCAUGGAAACGCAACUUGUUGGUGGAGGGCUCGAGCACUUCUUUCCACUGGAGAGUGGCUGCCGCCGUUAACCCGAGGCGGUUAACGUAGAGCAAAGACUGCAAUAGGGCGCUCGAGGUUUGCAGUGACGAAGGGGCAGAAUGACUCACUCUCAAGCUGAAAAUGUCAUCAAGAACAUAAUCCGUGAAAUAGGACAAGAAUGUGCCAUGAAGGGCCAGACUGUAUCGGAAACCCUUGUGGCUUUCAUGGUGAAAGUUGUUGUGUUGGAUCCAAGGAAUGGGUUUAAUGUAGACAGGACUCUUACAAAGGCUGAUGUGCAAAAACUUAUUAAGCUGUGUAUUGAGAGACUGCUUGACACAAGGAAUCCUUCUCUGGACACAAUUAAGAUGCAAGUUUAUUUUGAUAUGAACUAUUCAAGUCGAGUUGACUUAAUUAAUGAACAGCAUCGCAUUCUGGAAUCCAGGCUUGCUCCUGUGGGCAGAGAAAUUACAGAUAAUCGUGCUCGAACACGAGAAGAACUGGAAAGUGUUUAUCGAAAAAUGGUCAGCUAUGUUCUACUGCGCUCAGGACUUGGCUCCCCCACAGACAUCAAGGUCAUUAGAGAGGCAACUGCUGCCUUGCAGAGUGUGUUUCCUCAGACAGAGCUUGCUGUUUUCCUGUCUCUCAAUAAGAAGGAAAAAGAGCGCCACUUGAAAGAACUCACCAUGAUUGUGACAGGAAUUCGAUUAUUCAACAAGGACUGUGGGAAGGGAGGAGAAGGCAUUGAUGACUUACCAGCUAUUCUGAAUGAAGCUAUCCCAGCAGCCACCCACCACAUAGAGAUAGAGCUUCAGACUUCCCAGGACUUGGCAUAUCGAUACACAGCCAUAAUUGAAACAAUGCACCAAAGCCUAAAUGCUGAAAUGGAACUGAAACUGACAAUGUUAAAAGAAGUGCUUUACAAUGUGAGACAACAUGAAGCUUAUCUCUGCGUCAUCCUGUCCGAUGUGAUUACUUGCUCACAAGAAAUUGAUAUGAUGCAGAAGCAGCUUGCAGCACAGAUGGAACAGUUAAAAGAUGUUGUUCGGGCAAAAACAGCUGUGCCUACAUCUCAAGUUUAUCCUAGUUUUAUUACACUUUCUAACCUUUGGACCAGCUUUCAAGAUGAGAUACUGGUUCUCAGUUUCCUCAAUAACUUGACUGUCAAUCUCCAGCAAUUCUUGAAUGCCCACGCAGUGAUCUUUCCAGAAGAUGUGAUGGAAUCUCUUCUUGAAGGCAUACGUGUGAAAACGGAUGAUGAAAGGUUAAAGGAAUCAGCUGAUGACAAAGUAAAUGUUUCUGACUUCACAUCAGAAGAAUGGCUCUUUCCAGAAACCACAAUUAAUUUUAGCCAACUGAUAGUUCAGUACCAUGGGUUUUGUGCUUACAGUUUUGCUGUGAAAGAUGGUCUCCUCGUCCCAGGAAAUCCUUCUUUAGGAAUUCUGAAGCAUAAGGAGAAAUAUUACACCUUUUGUUCCAGGGAAUCUGCGUACUGUUUUGCCAGAAAUCCAGAUAAAUAUAUUAAGAUGAUUGGAGACAAAGCAAAGGAAAGUCCAGAACUUAUUCAACUGCUUGAACUUCAUCAUCAAUUUGAAUCUUUGGCCCCUUAUUCACAGAUCAAAAGCAAAGAUAAGAGUUUGAAACCCAUCACAAAGUGUGACAGCAGUACUCAGACUGACACACACAUCUUGCCACCAACUAUUGUGAAGGAUUAUGAGUGGAAUGAAUGGGAGCUGAGAAGAAAAGCCAUCAAACUGGCUAACUUGCGCCAAAAGUUAACACAUUCUGUGCAGACUAACCUCAGUCAUAUGCGAAGGGACAACUCAGCUCAGGUGUACCUGAUGAAGGAUUCCAGCACGCAGACCAAGCGUGAAAGCAGCAGUAACGUACCCAGGCCACAGAUUUUCUUGGCUGGACUUCGAGGAGGAACUCCCCCAAUUACUCGCAUGACUAAAGUGAACUUAACAAGAGCGGUUGAUGAGACAUAGUCAAGAAAGUUGUGAAAAGUCAUUCCAAAGAUGAACAUUAAAAAAUAUCUAGUGAGUCAGAGAUCAUUAUUGAACGCCAUGUAAUGUGCCUACAAUCUGAUUUGACAGUGAGUUUCUGAACUAUGGUGGCAUCCCAGUAACUCACUUUUGACAAUAUAUGACAUAUUAUAUUCAAUAGAUCUCAUUAGCCAGGCCAAGGGCAAGCACUAGGCAUUAUUGCUGACUGUCUCGUUCUGUGCACUGUGCACUGAAAAGUUAUGGGCAAGGUAGCAGUAGCUUGCCACAGGGGGACUGCUUCUCCCACCUCCUAGGAUUUCUUCAUUAGGCCCUCAUAGGUUUGCAUUCCCUAUAGCUAUUGUUUGUUUCUCAAAGGCCAUAAUUCCAUGCCCAUAGUGGCAAUGUAUGAAAAUAUGGCAGUUUAUAUUUUUUUGUGAUAAUAUAGUAAAACCAUGGUUUAACCAUCAAAACAAUGGGUUGAUUUUAUAUUACUUUGUGGGCUUAUGACCGUAUGAGCAGAAGGCACCUUGUCUUGCACUGUGGAUGGAUCACAAUUUUUGUAGUUUGUCUAUAUAAAGUGCAGUCCUCCUUCACUAUCCCUUGCGGUUCCUAAGAUCCCUGGAUCUUCAGAAGCAGCUUUCUGUCUUGUGCAGGGGAUUGCAAAGGGUGUGCAUGUGUGUGUGUGUGGGGUAAUAUUCUUCAAGCAAAGUUCUGCUUGCCAUACUUUGGAUCCAAUCCACUGCAUCCGGAUAAAUCUCAGGAAAAUGGAUGAAUUGUAUACUGGGCAAACAUUAAUGAAAUACAGAUGAGUUUUACUGAAGACCUCAUGUAAAGCUACUAAUGUUUGUGAUGACCAGUUUACUGGUUUUCUACCUGUAGUUUUCUGCAAAAAUCCACUGUUGUCUUUGUCUUCUGGACCAGUUACUCCCCCAGUAAAAGCUAUUAUUAGUUGUUUUGAACCUUGCUUUUUUCAUUUUUUGGCUAAUUUUAUCUGUUACUCUAGUUUACACUGUUGUCCGGUUCGUUCCCUCCAAACUUCCCAAACAUCCUUCAUUUAUGAAGGAUGAGUGUGUAAUGUUCCUUUUUUCAUUGCUCAGGUUGACUAAAUAACGAACACUCCUGUUCAGCAAUUGCCUCCUAGCAUAGUCUUUUGUCAGAUAUUCUUCAAAAUAAAUAAUUUUAUUAAAAAAAUUA